UAAAAGUCACUCAAAUCUAAUAAUAUUUAAGAGCAUUAUUAUUCAUAUUACACGAUUUAUUCACUUUAAGAGCCAGGGCUCGCAUGUAUGUGACUGUGGGCCUUUAUUUUGAAAUGUGUGGAAGUGUUGGUGCCGUGUGUUGAGCUUCACCCCUUCAUUCUCCUCAGAGACUCCGACAUCAUGGCGGACGCCGAUGACUGGGAUGCUGAUAGUUUCGACCCCGAGGAGCCCAUCAAAAAGGCGGCAGUUCAUGACAAAUGGGAGGGCGAGGAUGAAGACGACGACGUCAAAGAUAAUUGGGAUGAUGAUGAAGAGGAAGAAAAGGAGGAGGAAAAGAAAUCAGAGGCCAAACCUACAGAAAAGAAGAAACUCAGCGAGAAAAUAAAAGAAAAGGAAAAUUUACAAAGAAAAAAACAAGAGGAGCUCCUUAAACAAUUAGAGGAGUCGGAAGACAGCACAGAACUCACACCAGAAGAAGAGCUGGCAGAAAAACUUCGAGUAAAAAAACUACAGGAGGAUUCAGACUUGGAACUAGCAAAAGAAGCAUUCGGUAAGUGCUUCUGUUCAUCCAUGUCCACAUUUGUGCUCAUUAUUGGCCCUGAUCAUUCACUUAUACUCUUAUUUGUAGGUGUAGUAUCAAAUAAUGUUACAGGAAUUGAUGCCAUGAGUCCCUCUACAAAAGAAGACUUCACAGAGUUUGAGCGGUUGCUAAAAGAAAAGAUUUCUUCUUAUGAGAAGUCAAUACACUAUUCCAGCUUUUUAGAGACACUGUUUAGGGACCUGUGUCUUUCAUUGGAAGUUGAGGACUUUAAGAAAAUUAGCACCUCGCUAACAGUGUUACUGAGUGAAAAGCAGAGGCAAGAAAAGGCAAACAAAGGUAAAAAGAAAAAGAAGGGAGUUUUACCCGGAGGAGGUUUAAAAGCCACAAAGAGAGAUGAUCUGGCAGACUACGGGGAGUUCGACGGCGGUUAUGCACAAGACUACGAGGAUUUCAUGUGACCAAGGCUUAACCCAUUGCUAUUGUUUGCUGAUUGCUGAAGCACACACUUUAACAGCAUGACCUUACCCCCCAGUCAGGCCCACGCUAGACAACUCUGAACCCGUCCCACACACUCUCCCCUCAAGAGGUUCAUGCAGAGAAUCAGUUCACUGCGCCAUUUUUCUCUGGUCUGUGAACUUCGGUAUAAUAAACCCAAUUAAAAACGGGGUCCUUCUCACAAAUGUGAAUCUGCAGCUUCGAUUAAUCGUCACGGUCCAGGCAACAAAGAGUGUUAUUGUUCGGUGACUGAUAUUUCUUGGAAAUAAAUGACAUUCUAUGCAAAUUUCAGUCCGGAUUGAUCUGUCGUUGGAUCGGCUUUGGCUGGUAUACUUUUGCCACCAGACCGAUUAACUCGACCUGUACAGCCUGAAGUGGUGAUAUGGUUUAUAAAUCAUGUUUUCAAUCAGACGUUACAUUUUUUUUUGUUCAUAGAUGAUGGUGAGCUCAUUUAUUUAGAUAAGUAAAUCUAAAGUAGCGUAUUAAAUAUAAGCAUAAUGCUUUGAAAAUAACUCCUUUAUGUUUGUAGUUCGUAAUGCAUUCUACGACCAAAAGUAUCACUCUAAAUGAACCAUUGUGAAGACACAUUGCAGCGUUAUUAGGAUUACCUCAAUUUUUGCAGAGCGAAAUAUGCGAAUAUUUACAAACAUAACUCAUGUUUUCAAUGCAGCACAUUAUGCCGUUACUCAUUUGACCUCAGUCAUGCCAGUAAUGAAUGAGUGUGUUCUCACGUGAUCUGCUGAUGUAUAAGGGACUGGUUGUUGACGUAGGGUUGUUUCAAGUGUCGUUUGGCUUUCCAUUAUCUCGACAUCUUGCAGUGAUAGACAAAGAGACUUGCGAUCAGCGAAGCCGAUGAUAGGACUCCGCACUGUUUUAUAAAGAUCUAAUUUAAUAAAAGUUGAUUAAAAUCA
Carassius gibelio (silver crucian carp) is the source of this 1947-nucleotide messenger RNA. RefSeq names its product eukaryotic translation initiation factor 3, subunit Ja (gene eif3ja). The transcript has 7 exons. Gene Ontology annotation, cellular component: cytoplasm; eukaryotic translation initiation factor 3 complex. Bases 181 to 999 code for a protein of 272 amino acids. Lineage: Eukaryota; Metazoa; Chordata; Actinopteri; Cypriniformes; Cyprinidae. The record is from RefSeq and is a predicted model, not a curated record. Gene Ontology annotation, molecular function: translation initiation factor activity.